Molecule: messenger RNA, 765 nt
Organism: Aspergillus pseudoviridinutans
Lineage: Eukaryota; Fungi; Ascomycota; Eurotiomycetes; Eurotiales; Aspergillaceae
Product: SDR family NAD(P)-dependent oxidoreductase
Exons: 2
Coding region: 1-765 (254 amino acids)
Molecular function (GO): oxidoreductase activity
Source: RefSeq, a predicted model, not a curated record
AUGGCUCAAGACAAAUACCUCGCGGGCAAAGUUGCGAUUGUGACCGGAGCCUCCAAACUCUCCGGGAUUGGAGCUGCUGCUGMCAUUGCACUCGCAGAGCACGGCGCUAAUAUUGCUGUGCACUAUAGCUCCAAUGCCGCGAGCGCCCAGGAGGUUGUUGAGAAGAUCAAGAGCCUGGGUGUUCAAGCGACUGCGAUUAAAGCGGACGCAUCCUCGCCGGAUUUUGGUACUACUCUUGUCGCCGGAACGUUGAAGGCAUUCAAUACGAGCAAUAUCGACAUUCUCGUUAACAAUGCGGGCACUGCCGUCAUGCACGAUUCUGCGGCCUCGGUCCCUGCGGAUGUCUGGGACGAUGUGUUUCGAGUCAAUGUCCGUGGGCCGUUCCUACUCAUCCAGGCCGCUCUUCCACAUAUGAAGAGCGGCGGCAGGAUUGUGAACAUCUCCAGCAUUAUCGCCAAGUUGGGCUCUUCCAUGUUACCGGUUUAUGGUGCCUCAAAAGGAGCGUUGAAUUCCAUGUCGAUCGCAUUGGCCGAAGAACUGGGCCCGAAGGGGAUCACGAUUAACUUGGUGUCCCCCGGGCCUAUUCAAACCGACCUUAGCAUGAAAGGAUCUCCUGUGGCCGCCCGACUCGAGAGAAAUCAGCAUAUCAAGAGAGAAGGAAGCACUGAGGAAGUAGCGGCGGCGAUUCUAUUCCUGUCAAGUCCAGCUAGCGGCUACAUUACUGGGCAGAAUCUGUAUGUAGAUGGGGGUAUUAACCUCCCCUGA